AAAAUGCCCGAACCAGCAAAGUCUGCCCCUGCGCCCAAGAAGGGCUCCAAGAAAGCCGUCACCAAGACGCAGAAAAAAGGAGACAAGAAACGCAAGAAGAGCCGCAAGGAGAGCUACUCGAUCUACGUGUACAAGGUGCUGAAGCAGGUGCACCCCGAUACGGGCAUCUCAUCCAAGGCCAUGGGCAUCAUGAACUCCUUUGUCAACGACAUCUUCGAGCGCAUCGCCGGGGAGGCCUCCCGCCUGGCUCACUACAACAAGCGCUCCACCAUCACCUCGCGGGAGAUCCAGACGGCAGUGCGGCUGCUGCUGCCCGGCGAGCUGGCCAAGCACGCAGUCUCCGAGGGCACCAAGGCUGUCACCAAAUAUACAAGUUCUAAGUAGAGCAUCUCGGAUCGUUUGUUUAUAACCCAAAGGCUCUUUU
This is a messenger RNA of Calypte anna (Anna's hummingbird), 424 nucleotides long. Its product is annotated as histone H2B 1/2/3/4/6. The record is from RefSeq and is a predicted model, not a curated record. NCBI's taxonomy places the organism in Eukaryota, Metazoa, Chordata, Aves, Apodiformes, Trochilidae. The transcript has a single exon. Gene Ontology annotation, cellular component: nucleosome. Bases 4 to 384 code for a protein of 126 amino acids. Gene Ontology annotation, molecular function: DNA binding; structural constituent of chromatin; protein heterodimerization activity.